Trematosphaeria pertusa is the source of this 420-nucleotide messenger RNA. RefSeq lists its product as uncharacterized. The transcript has a single exon. Bases 1 to 420 code for a protein of 139 amino acids. The record is from RefSeq and is a predicted model, not a curated record. NCBI's taxonomy places the organism in Eukaryota, Fungi, Ascomycota, Dothideomycetes, Pleosporales, Trematosphaeriaceae.
AUGAGCACUGCCAACCAGACCAUUCCCGUCGACCUCCUCCCCGUCCCCGAGGACCAGUUCCAGCGCGCGCAAUUCAACCCACAGGCGCACCUCAAGCACAAGAAGUCCUUCGUCAACAAGGUCUUCUCCAAGCGCUCUGGCUCCAACUCCUCCAAGCGCAGGAAGGACGACGCCGCGGAUGACACUAGCGAGCGCGACUCUAUCCGCACCACCACCUCGAAUAGCUCCGGAAGCAUCCGCUCCAUCAUGUUCCGCAAGCACCGCUCCAAUACCAGCACCUCCACCUCAUCGACCGCAUCGACCUUCUCCGAGAGCGGCUCCAUCUACAGCAACAUGUCCCUCGGCAGCAACGCGAGCAGCUCGUCUGAGUGCGACAAGUACGGCAUGCCGAAGUCGCAGUGGAUCCCGCAAUACUUCUGA